Messenger RNA from Stereum hirsutum FP-91666 SS1, 1434 nucleotides. Its product is annotated as glycoside hydrolase family 13 protein. Gene Ontology annotation, molecular function: cation binding; alpha-amylase activity. Bases 1 to 1434 code for a protein of 477 amino acids. The transcript is spliced from 12 exons. The record is from RefSeq and is a predicted model, not a curated record. Lineage: Eukaryota; Fungi; Basidiomycota; Agaricomycetes; Russulales; Stereaceae. Gene Ontology annotation, biological process: carbohydrate metabolic process.
AUGUUCCAAUCUAACAAGCUUCUUUCCUCCCUCGGCCUUGUCAUGAGUGCCGCUAUCGUUGGAGCCAUCCCGCCGCCCACCACAAAUCUUGUAUCUCGUGAUACCAAUCCUAGUCCGGUCAUCAUCCAGAUGUUUCAAUGGAAUUGGGAUAGUGUGGCGAAAGAGUGCACCGAGUUCAUCGGACCCGCCGGAUACUCUUACGUCCAAGUCUCUCCCGCCACAGAGCACGCUGCCGGCGACGAGUGGUACUUCGAUUACCAGACCGUCUCGUACAACCUCGACUCUCGCCGUGGUAAUGCCGACCAGUUCGCCAACAUGAUCAACUCGUGUAAAAAUGCUGGUGUUGCUGUCUUGCUGGAUACGUGCUGGAACCAUAUGUCGGGUACGUACGAAGGUAACGGCGUUGGUGGAUCUUCCUUCAAGCAAUAUGAGUACCCUGGGUUUUAUUCGCCGGAACACUUCCACCACUGCGGUACAAAAGGUGAUGGAAUCGAGGACUAUAGCGACAAGUACCAGGUUCAAAAUUGCCAGCUCGCCAAUUUGGCCGACUUGAAGACCGAGGACGAUUAUGUACGCAAAACAAUUAUGCAGCACGCGAACGACAUGUUGGACAUGGGCGUCGCCGGGUUCAGACUCGAUGCCGCGAAGCAUAUACCCAUGGAAGAUUUGAACGCCAUAUUCGGUGGUCUUUCACGCAAACCUUUCAUCACCUCCGAAGUUAUCGGCUCAGGCCCUCCCAUCCCUCAGACAGACUACACCGGUCUCGGUCUCGUCUCCGCAUCUGACUACCAAGACAUGCUCCAGAAGGCUCUCAGGAGUGACGGCCUCGUUUCACUCCAGGAUAUCGAGAACAAGGUCGGAGGGUUGAGGUCGGACCAAGCCAAUACUUGGGUCAACAACAUGGAUUCAGAGAGAGGACUCGAUGGAGGAGGAAUCACAUACAAGGAAGGGAAGCUUUAUGCGUUGGCCCACGUAUUCGCGUUGACUCAUCCCUUCGGCACUCCUACUGUUCUGUCAUCCUACGAGUUCAACGAUGUGAAUGCAGGUGCUCCCAACGGAGGUACUGGUACAUGCGACGGAAACGCAGGCUCAAACGGCUGGAUCUGUCAACAUCGCUGGACUGCGAUCUCCAAUCUCGUCAAGUUCCGUAGCGCAACUUCCGGUGCACCGCUCACGAACUGGCAGUCUGGAAGUCCGGACCAGAUUGCGUAUGAGCGAGCGGGCAAGGGCUUCGUCGUAAUCAACAACUCUGACGGCGACUGGUCCAACUCGUGGACGUGCGGUCUUCCGGAUGGGAUUUACUGUGAUGUUGUUUCAGGAUCUAAGGACGGGUCACAAUGUACAGGAUCAUCGAUCAACGUCUCCGGAGGUACCUGCUCUGGGACGGCUCCUGCCCGUAACGCACUGGCAGUCUACACAGACUCGAAACUCUAA